AUGUCGGGCGUGGAAGAGAAGCCGGAGGAGAAUCUGCGUUCGAACCUUGCCCUCACAGCUCUUAGCAUCGUUCGUAACCACCAGUACUUAAAGGAGCUCGCUAUGAAGCAGCUCACGUUCCCCGAACUGGUGUGGAGCACGGACAAGAAUGAACUGGCCGCAAUGCACAAGGAAAAGGUCGAGGCGCUCACGGUCCACGACCCCAAGAGGCAGGCCCUCGUCGCCGGCCGCUUCUGCAGCUUCCACCUAGCCGGCUUCGACCUCGACGAAAAGUCAAGUGUGGAACUUGGGCCCCCUUACGACCCUGCUGUGAGGAAGGGGACGGCUUCAACCAUGAAUGUCAUUUCCUUGAGGGUGGUUAGAGUUGGUCCUGAUUACACAUACCCGGUUGAGGUUUACGGUAGGGUUAUUGCGAGGGAUGAGGUUGACUACAAAUGUGUCUACCUGUUCGACCGUCAAAGGGAGGAUGCCCAGCUCAUCAAUUCAGAGAAGGAUAUGUCAGCUCUAACAGGUCCAUACCGGCCAUUGGCUACUCGUGCUUUCAUGUGCUUUGAGCUCGAUUUAAAGAUCAAGGACAAGGGUGAGCAGGAUGCUGAAGUACAGCUCAGCAAAGGCGUAAUACCGUACCAUCACAACCCGUAUCACAAGCGCGUCAUCGACCAGCUACCUAGUUUCCAGAGCACGGUAAAAUUGGUACUGCAACAAGUGACAGGACCGGUGGCGGCGAGCCUCGAAGUCAGCGUCGUGAGAGAAGGGUCCGAUGACCCUAUUGUCCACUUCAACGGUAAAAUAACUGUUGGGACUACUAGAAAUUAUAGACAUCAUAUGGUUGUAUAUGAUAGCAGCGUGCCUAUUGGGAGAUUGGUGAGGGAAGAUGGCUCUCUUGUGUUAAGUCGCAAUCUAGUAACUGUCCAGGGGCCUAUUCAAGACCCCGCGUUCGCGGAUGACGAGCAAAUGAUGCUCUAUGUUUGUUUUCUUGAUGUGGGUUGUGAGAUUGAGGAUGAGGAUAUGAUUAGCCUUGAACCAGAGGAUGAGGAUGAUGACGAGAUUGAGCCUGACAAAGAGGAAGAGGAAAUCGAAGGGGAAGGGGAAGAGGAAGGCAAUGAAGAAGAUAGCGAAGAAGUGGAUGAGGAGGAGGAGGACCCUAAGAAUACUGUCACUCUCGAAUACCCUACACCUGAGACUGUGUGGGAACACGGUUCCCCCAAACUGAAGGUGAAGGUCGAUUGGACUGCCAUCUUUGAUCCGCCGCUGGAAUACUAUUUAACAAGAUGGUAUGCCCUUCCAAAAGGUUUUAAGUCGCCUAAUUAUCGAUUUGGCGGGUUCUUUGAGUGAGAGUGAUUUUAUGUUUUGUUGGUUUCCUAUAUGUCUA
Triticum aestivum (bread wheat) is the source of this 1372-nucleotide messenger RNA. RefSeq lists its product as uncharacterized. The transcript has 3 exons. NCBI's taxonomy places the organism in Eukaryota, Viridiplantae, Streptophyta, Magnoliopsida, Poales, Poaceae. The record is from RefSeq and is a predicted model, not a curated record. Bases 1 to 1335 code for a protein of 444 amino acids.